Paraglomus brasilianum is the source of this 8598-nucleotide messenger RNA. Lineage: Eukaryota; Fungi; Glomeromycota; Glomeromycetes; Paraglomerales; Paraglomeraceae. The record is from the annotation of a GenBank genome assembly.
AUGGAACUGUAUUCAGAAAUUUCGCGUCUUGCUCUUACGGAGGACGAAAAGACGACUCUGUGCGUGUAUUUUACCAAGAAUCCUGCCCAGAAAGAAGAUGCAGUCACUGUACUGUCAGUAUAUGGGGAUGACAAUGCGAGGAUUCGUAAGAGGCGCAAAAUAGAACUCAAGCAGAUACUGGAUGACCUCAGACCUGGUCAAGUCAAUCAAGUUGUUCAAAAAACUGCAACAAAGAUGUUUUUGGAUCGGACGGCUGCAUUAGAAGCAGCAUAUGAACUUUUGUCAAAAAACCAUUAUGGGCGAGAGUCAAAGCAAACUCAGGAUACCUAUUUUGGGUUAUGUUUUGGAGGUUGUGGGAUUGGCAAGACAGAGUUGGUGGCACAAUUCUGUAUGAAAAUGAUUUCAGAGAAUGGCAAGAUUCUUGUCUUGGAUUUGGAUAAGGAAAAUCACUCAUUUAAUAGAGAUGCAUGCAUGGAGGAUCAAUGGCUUGGGUUAUCACUGGCAACUGCAUACUAUGGUGGAGAAACUACAGGUUUGUCUGAAUUCAUCAACAUGCUACAACAAACAUAUGGCAAAGAAUCGCUAGCCUGCUUCAGUAAUACAAGUGAGGUGAUUGGAUUGAUUGUCAAUCAUUUCUGCAAAUGGAAGAAUAUAGAGGAAACACUAACUCUUGUAAUAUGGAAAGAUGACUAUCAGAUUGAAAUGGAGCAAUUCUCUAAUCCACAACUCAACAUAAUUCAAAAGAUUGGAAGAUACAAUUAUGUGCCUACAGGACAAAGCAAAGCUGCUGAACAGGAUGUCAUUCUUGUUCCUAUUCUGUCUGGAACUUUUGGUGGGGAUGUGAAAAGAACAAUUGUUGGGAGCCGGUAUUCUACACAAAUUCUAUCAACACCGCCACUAUCAUUCAAUUCUGCAGUCUCUGUUUUAGGAAUUUCCAAAGAUGUCCUUGAGCAAUCUCCAUUCAAACUCCACAUCUUGAUAUCUGAUAUUGGUGGAGUAGCCCGACUGCUUAUGGAUUUAGGCCGCAUGGGUGAUUUUUCAAAACCUCUUGAAGAGCAGGACAUUGAUAGGUUAGGGUCACAGAUGGUCAACAGAGUCUCAGAAUGUUAUAGUAUGGUUGUCCCAAAAGGUCAGCAUAGCAUAACAACUCUUCCAAAGUCAGCUCUUAAAGAACUUCUGAGAUGUAUUAUUACUGGAACAUCAGUCUCUGAGGACACUCUACUUCCAGAGACUGAAAUGAGCUUCCUUGAUCUUGACUGCUAUGGAAUUUUCCAUUAUAUCCUUUUACCAAAUGGUCGAUUUUCCAUAACAAUGCCAUAUAUUCUUUUAUGGAAGUUUAACAAUGAAGUAUCACUGUUACCACCUGAUCUUCUUACCUUUCCUUGUCGGCAGUGGACCUGGCAAGAUUUUGAGAAAUUGGAAGCCUAUUUGGAGAAACUAAGGGCUGGACAUGGUACAACAGUCAAAGAGCAAUUCCCCUAUACUUAUGCAAACACAAAAGUUUUGGAGUGGAAAAUUGAACCUUGGCAACAAAUGUCAGUUGAAAAAGAGAUAGCUCAAUGUGUUCCAGAAAAGGGCAAGUUUAAUCCUACCCAGUUCAACCCACCACAGAAUCACUUUAAUCGUGGUACACCUGCACCAACAGAAGCCACACCAGAGAAGUUAGAGGAAAAGGCGCGAAAAUGGCAGCAGAUGCAAUCUAAACGAUAUGGAGAGAAACGAAAAUUUGGAUUUGUUGAACAUGAAAAGGCUAAUAUGCCACCGGAACAUAUCAGAAAGAUUAUUAAAGAUCAUGGUGAUAUGUCAAGCAAAAAAUAUAGACAUGACAAACGCAUAUAUCUUGGUGCGCUAAAAUACGUACCUCAUGCCGUUCUUAAAUUACUCGAGAACAUGCCGAUGCCCUGGGAACAAGUUCGGGAAGUUCCAGUAUUAUAUCAUAUAACCGGUGCAAUAACCUUUGUAAAUGAAAUACCCUGGGUAAUCGAACCAGUCUACAUUGCUCAAUGGGGUACAAUGUGGAUUAUGAUGCGUAGGGAAAAACGGGAUCGUCGGCACUUUAAACGUAUGCGGUUUCCACCAUUUGACGACGAAGAACCGCCGCUUGAUUACGGCGAUAACAUUCUCGAUGUCGCUCCUCUGGAGGCCAUACAGAUGGAAUUGAACGAGGAAGAAGAUGCUGCCGUGAUGGAUUGGUUUUAUGAUCAUAAACCAUUGCUAGAUACAAAGUAUGUAAAUGGACCUACUUAUAGACGAUGGAAACUGGAUCUGCCAAUAAUGUCUACUCUGUAUCGACUGGCACAUCAGCUGUUGACAGACUUAACAGAUAAGAACUAUUUUUAUUUGUUCGAUUUGAAGAGUUUUUUCACGGCUAAGGCGUUGAAUAUGGCUAUUCCUGGAGGACCCAAAUUUGAACCUUUAUAUAGGGAUAUGGACACUGCGGACGACGAUUGGAACGAAUUCAAUGAUAUCAACAAAAUAAUUAUACGUCAACCUAUACGCACGGAAUAUAAAAUUGCAUUUCCAUUUUUAUACAACUCCCUUCCGCGAUCCGUACACGUUUCAUGGUACCACGAACCAACUGUAGUCUAUAUUCGAGCCGAAGAUCCUGAUUUACCAGCAUUUUACUUCGAUCCAAUUAUAAAUCCUAUUUCAUCUCGCACUGUUCAACCCGUAAACAUAACAACGUCUCACGAGGACGAGAUCUUUGGCGAUAGUGAUGUAGACGAAUUUACUCUACCAGAGAACGUUCAUUCGUUCCUAAAAGACAUCCCUUUGAGUACCGACACUACAGCUGACGGUAUAUCACUCUGGUGGGCUCCUCAUCCAUUUAAUAAACGAAGCGGAAGAACUCGACGCGCUGAAGAUGUGCCGCUCGUGAAGACAUGGUACUUGGAGCACUGCCCUCCCGGACACCCAGUCAAAGUUAGAGUUUCAUAUCAGAAACUGCUAAAAUGUUACGUCUUGAACGCACUAAAACAUCGGCCACCUAAAGCAUUGAAUAAAAAAUAUCUAUUUCGACAACUGAAGGCAACAAAAUUCUUUCAAACGACGGAACUAGAUUGGGUUGAAGCUGGAUUACAAGUUUGUCGGCAAGGUUACAAUAUGCUGAAUUUGUUGAUUCAUAGAAAGAAUUUAAAUUAUCUUCAUCUUGAUAUGAACUUUUCUUUGAAACCUGUGAAGACGUUGACCACAAAAGAGAGGAAAAAAUCUAGAUUUGGAAAUGCUUUUCAUUUGUGUCGUGAGAUCUUAAGAUUGACCAAGUUGAUUGUAGAUUCACAUGUUCAGUAUCGAUUAGGAAACGUUGAUGCAUUCCAAUUAGCUGACGGUUUACAAUACAUUUUUGCACACGUUGGUCAAUUAACGGGAAUGUAUCGAUACAAAUAUCGAUUGAUGAGACAGAUUCGUAUGACUAAAGAUUUAAAACACUUGAUCUACUAUCGGUUUAAUACUGGAGUUGUUGGAAAGGGCCCUGGGUGUGGGUUUUGGGCUCCUGGAUGGCGAGUUUGGCUAUUCUUUAUGCGAGGCAUAGUACCACUACUCGAACGAUGGCUCGGUAAUCUGUUGGCACGUCAUUUUGAGGGACGUCACUCAAAAGGCAUCGCCAAAACGGUAACUAAACAGCGGGUGGAGUCUCAUUAUGAUCUUGAGCUUAGAGCAGCAGUUAUGCACGAUAUUUUAGAUAUGAUGCCUGAAGGCAUUAAAGCCAACAAAUCAAAGACCAUACUACAACAUCUCAGUGAAGCGUGGCGAUGCUGGAAGGCUAACGUGCCAUGGCACAUUGUUGGUAUGCCAAAACCAAUAGAAAACAUGAUCCUCAGAUAUGUAAAAAGUAAGGCUGAUUGGUGGACUAGCGUCGCUCAUUACAACAGAGAAAGAAUCCGACGUGGUGCCACAGUCGACAAGACUGUAUGUAAAAAGAAUCUUGGCCGAUUGACUCGAUUAUGGCUCAAAGCUGAACAAGAACGACAACAUAACUAUCUCAAAGAUGGCCCAUAUAUUACUGCCGAAGAAGCCGUUGCUAUUUACACCUCAACAGUACAUUGGCUGGAGAGUCGAAAAUUCUCGCCAAUUCCGUUUCCUCCUUUAUCGUACAAGCAUGAUACAAAACUCUUGAUUUUGGCGUUGGAAAGAUUGAAAGAGGCGUAUAGCGUCAAGGGUAGACUUAAUCAAAGUCAACGUGAAGAAUUGGGGUUAAUUGAACAAGCAUACGACAACCCGCAUGAAGCAUUAAGCAGGAUUAAGCGUUUGCUCUUGACACAACGUGCGUUCAAAGAAGUAGGAAUCGAGUUUAUGGAUUUAUACUCUCACCUCAUUCCAGUCUUUGAUGUUGAGCCACUCGAGAAAAUUACAGACGCAUACUUGGAUCAAUAUCUUUGGUACGAAGGCACAAAGAGGAAUCUGUUUCCGGCAUGGAUCAAACCCUCAGACACAGAGCCACCACCGUUGCUUGUCUACAAAUUCUGUCAGGGUGUCAACAAUUUAACCGAUGUAUGGGAAACGUCCGACGGUUCCUGCAAUGUCAUGUUAGAAACUCAAUUUAGUAAAGUUUACGAAAAGAUCGAUUUAACGCUGCUGAACAGAUUAUUGAGAUUAAUCUUAGAUCACAAUCUUGCUGAUUACAUGACCGCCAAGAACAACGUCGUAUUAAAUUACAAAGACAUGAACCACGUGAACGCAUAUGGGCUUAUUCGAGGGCUGCAGUUUGCUAGCUUUAUAUUCCAAUACUAUGGUCUCAUUCUCGAUUUGCUGGUACUUGGGUUACAACGCGCAUCGGAAAUGGCUGGACCUCCUCAAAUGCCAAAUGAUUUCUUACAAUUUCGCGACAUAGUCACCGAGACGCGUCAUCCAAUUAGAUUGUACUGUAGAUAUAUCGACAAAAUCCAUAUAUUUUUCCGAUUUACUGCGGAUGAAGCAAGAGAUCUUAUACAGCGUUUCCUAACCGAACAUCCUGAUCCAAAUUCUGAGAAUCUUGUUGGAUACAAUAAUAAAAAAUGUUGGCCACGAGAUUGUAGAAUGCGCCUUAUGAAACACGACGUAAAUCUUGGUCGAGCUGUGUUUUGGGAUAUCAAGAAUCGUUUACCACGUUCUCUUACUACUAUUGAGUGGGAAGAUAGUUUCGUAAGCGUGUACUCGAAAGACAAUCCUAACUUACUGUUUGAUAUGUGUGGGUUCGAAGUACGUAUCCUUCCGCGAAUCCGGGCAAUAAACGAGGAAUUUACUCUCAAAGAUGGUGUUUGGAAUCUUAUCAACGAGCAGACAAAAGAACGUACUGCACAAGCCUUUCUGCGUGUUGACGAAGAAUCCAUGCAGAAAUUCCAUAACCGUGUACGUCAGAUUUUGAUGGCCAGCGGCAGCACUACAUUCUCCAAGAUAUCGAACAAAUGGAAUACGUGUUUGAUUGGUCUUAUGUCAUACUUCCGCGAGGCCGUUGUACACACACGUGAACUGUUAGACAUUAUCGUUAAAGCAGAAAACAAAAUUCAAACAAGAAUUAAAAUUGGACUCAACUCCAAAAUGCCUUCGCGUUUCCCGCCAGUUGUGUUUUAUUGUCCUAAGGAACUUGGCGGAUUAGGCAUGUUGUCAAUGGGUCACGUGUUGAUUCCGCAAUCCGAUCUCCGUUGGUCAAAGCAAACAGAAACUGGAAUCACUCAUUUCCGUUCUGGUAUGAGCCAUGAAGAAGACCAGUUAAUCCCUAAUUUGUAUCGAUACUUACAACCGUGGGAAUCCGAGUUUAUUGAUUCACAGCGAGUGUGGGCAGAAUAUGCACUUAAACGUGAGGAAGCCAACGCUCAAAAUCGUAGGUUAACAUUGGAAGAUUUGGAGGAUUCGUGGGAUCGGGGUCUACCAAGAAUCAAUACUCUGUUCUCGAAAGACAGACAUACUCUUGCAUACGAUAAGGGCUGGCGUGUUCGGACAGAAUUUAAACAAUACCAAAUUCUCAAAAAUAAUCCGUUUGCAUGGACGUCAGCCGCUCACGAUGGUAAAUUGUGGUCGUUGAACAACUAUCGAACUGAUAUGAUUCAAGCGCUUGGAGGAGUCGAGGGUAUCCUUGAACAUACUCUUUUCAAGGGAACUUACUUCUCUACGUGGGAGGGUCUAUUCUGGGAGAAAGCCAGUGGUUUCGAAGAGUCUAUGAGGUACAAGAAACUGACUAAUGCACAACGGUCCGGUCUGAACCAGAUUCCAAAUCGUCGAUUUACGCUUUGGUGGUCACCUACUAUUAACCGUGCCAAUGUGUAUGUUGGAUUCCAAGUCCAACUUGAUUUGACCGGUAUAUUUAUGCACGGAAAGAUCCCAACGCUUAAGAUUUCGUUAAUUCAGAUAUUCAGGGCACAUUUAUGGCAAAAGAUUCAUGAAUCUAUUGUAAUGGAUAUGUGUCAAGUAUUUGACAGUGAAUUGGAAAGCUUGCAGAUCGAAACUGUACAAAAAGAAACAAUUCAUCCGCGUAAAUCAUACAAAAUGAACUCAUCUUGUGCCGACAUAUUAUUGUUUGCUGCUUAUAAAUGGAAUGUUUCGAAACCCUCUUUGCUCAACGACACUAAAGACACGAUGGACGGCACCACAACAGCCCGCUGGUUUGUUGAUGUUCAGCUGAGAUGGGGAGAUUUCGACUCGCAUGAUAUUGAGCGAUACACCAGGGCGAAGUUCUUGGAUUAUACAACGGACAACAUGAGUAUUUAUCCUUCACCAUUUGGUAUAAUGAUCGGUAUAGAUCUAGCAUAUAACUUGCAUAGUGCAUACGGACAUUGGAUACCCGGCAUGAAACCUCUCAUCCAAUCAGCUAUGGCUAAGAUUAUGAAAGCCAACCCAGCCUUAUAUGUUCUUCGCGAGCGUAUUCGCAAAGGUCUACAGUUAUAUUCUUCGGAGCCGACUGAGCCUUAUUUGUCAUCACAAAACUACUCCGAAUUGUUUUCGAACCAAAUUAUCUGGUUCGUUGACGACACGAAUGUAUAUAGAGUAACAAUCCAUAAGACCUUCGAAGGGAACUUGACCACGAAACCAAUUAAUGGAGCCAUCUUUAUCUUCAAUCCACGUACUGGUCAGCUUUUCCUUAAGAUUAUCCAUACAUCCGUAUGGGCUGGCCAGAAACGUCUUGGUCAAUUAGCCAAAUGGAAAACAGCUGAAGAAGUUGCAGCCCUAAUUCGAUCUUUGCCCAUCGAAGAACAGCCUAAACAGAUUAUUGUCACGAGAAAGGGAAUGUUGGAUCCAUUAGAAGUACAUUGUCUUGAUUUCCCCAAUAUAGUGAUAAAAGGAAGCGAGCUUCAAUUGCCAUUCCAAGCUUGUCUGAAACUAGAGAAAUUCGGAGACUUGAUUCUCAAAGCUACCGAACCUCAAAUGUGUCUGUUUAACUUAUUCGACGACUGGCUGAAGACUAUUUCUCCCUAUACUGCAUUUUCUCGGCUUAUUCUUAUACUACGUGCAUUACACGUGAACACGGACAAGACUAAGAUGAUUUUGCGUCCAGAUAAGAAUACCAUUACCGAGCCGCAUCAUAUCUGGCCUACGUUGACCGAUGAGGAAUGGAUAAAGGUUGAAGUAGCUCUCAAGGAUCUAAUUCUUGCAGAUUAUGGCAAGAAGAAUAAUGUUAAUGUCGCAUCUCUUACACAAUCCGAAAUCCGUGAUAUUAUUCUUGGUAUGGAGAUUUCCGCCCCCUCGUUACAGAGACAACAAAUUGCAGAAAUUGAGAAGCAGACAAAGGAGCAAUCUCAGCUAACUGCCGUGACCACAAAGACACAAAAUAUCCGUGGUGAUGAAAUGAUUGUUACAACAACCAGCAAUUACGAAACGCAGACGUUCUCGUCAAAGACUGAAUGGCGUGUUCGAGCAAUAUCGUCUACUAAUCUUCAUCUUCGCACGAACCACAUAUAUGUUAACGCAGAUGAUAUAAGAGACACGGGAUAUACGUUCGUUCUGCCAAAGAAUGUGCUGAAACGAUUUAUUCAAAUUGCAGAUCUAAGAACACAAAUUGCGGCAUAUUUAUACGGCGUAUCGCCUAAAGACAAUGGGCAAGUAAAAGAGAUCCGUGCGCUCGUCAUUGUUCCGCAAUACGGCACUCACCAAACAGUCAACCUACCAAAUGCACUACCUGAUCACGAAUUCCUCAAAGACUUGGAGCCACUUGGUCUUAUUGUAACCCAACCAUUUGAGACAGCACAAUUAUCUGCUACAAUACUUUCUCUCCAUGCUAGAAUCGUUGCAGAGAACAAAUCUUGGGACGGUGACAAAACAAUUACAAUGACAGUCAGUUUCACACCUGGUUCAUGUUCACUGACAGCCUACAAGCUCACGCCUGCAGGCUUCGAAUGGGCGCGUAAUAAUAAGGAUACUUCACCUAAUCCACCUGGUUAUCUCCCAACAUUUGCCGAAAAAGUUCAAAUGUUAUUGUCUGAUCGAUUUAUGGGCCUUUUCAUGGUUCCUGAAAAUGGCGUUUGGAAUUACUCGUUUAUGGGUCCAUCCCAUAGCGCGAAUAUGAAAUACACGCUGAAACUCGACGUUCCGAAUGACUUUUAUCAUGAGCUUCACAGACCCCAACAUUUCCUCAACUUUAGUGCGAUGGAGGAAGACGUUGAAGCUGAUCGCGAAGACAUGUUUGCAUAG